Molecule: messenger RNA, 1384 nt
Organism: Schistosoma intercalatum
Lineage: Eukaryota; Metazoa; Platyhelminthes; Trematoda; Strigeidida; Schistosomatidae
Source: the annotation of a GenBank genome assembly
AUGACGUUUCACACAGGGCGUCUGUUGGUCGGUCGUGAAAAGGAGCAACAGUUUUUGUUUUCGUUAAUGUGUAAAAAAAACCCUUUAUCCACAUGCUUUGUUAUCACAGGCCCUCCGGGUUGUGGCAAAUCAGUUUUAGUGUCCUCAACAUUCGAACUUCUGGAAGAGUCUUGUGGAAUGUUAUGGGUGUUAAUUAGCUGCCUAGAAAGCUUUGUGGGGACCCAAGGGACAUGUGGAGCUACUUCAUCAAGAUAUUUUCUUGAAUUGAUUUUACAGUCGAUUAAGUGUCGUUAUCUGCCCGAAGCUGAUUUAUGUAUUAGUUGUGAAGAUACCUCCAGUUUCAUAGAUAACUUAUGUCAAAUUUUGCUAGCUAUUGGAGCUAGAAAUACUCAUGACCAAACUUGUGUAGGGUUAAUUUUCGAACAGGCUGAGAGACUGUGCGAUGGGGAAUCACUAGUCCUCCCCUUAAUCAUCGGUCUUGGAGCUUCUGUAAAUGAAAAGCUAAAUCAAUUAGGCAGUCUUCACACACCACUGUUGUUCACUGUCCUGGUAACUAGGUUGCCAUGGGAGAAGUUUAAUUUCGGGACAUUCAGUUUUGAACCUUAUGUUAUCUCUGUUGAAAGUUAUUCUCGUGACCAGUUGGCAAGAUUACUUACAUCUUUGUUACCGUCUAAUGCAUCUGAAUCUCGUUUCAACAGGUUUGUUGACUUACUAUUAACAGUGUGCUUCCCUGUUUGUCGUAACGCUGGUGAACUCAUUCAUUUAAUGAAUAUAAACUGGAAUGCUUUUAAUGAACCUGUAAAUAAAGGCUUGGUUGCCGCGGACGAUGAAUGGGGUCAAUGGAAGUUGGCUCAACCAUAUCUCAAAAAGUCUUUGUCUACUCUGUAUUUGCGUCAUUAUGGGGAUUCAAAUUUAGCUUCUCUGUCUACGAAAAACGCUGGGAGACAAAAUUUUUUGGAAUUACCUUAUUUGACUAGAUUUUUACUUAUUGCUGCAUUUAUGGCUUCACAUAAUCCCCGCUCAUCGGACAAAAAGCUCCUGACAAAGAACUCCGGACGUUUAAGUAUCCGUAAAAAGAAACAGGAAAAGGAAGUAUACAAGACACAAGCAGAGUUUACUGGCCCUCGAAUCUUCACCCUAGAUCGCUUGUUGGCAAUAUUCUAUGUCCUAGUACAAAAUGAAUUUGCAAAAGUACCAUGCACAAGUAUUUUAAUGAGUCAAAUUGCCUGUUUAACAGCCUGUGGUCUUUUAUCGCCAAGUUCACAGGCUUUGUCUGUUGGGAAUUCAUCUACUACUGGAUUGAGUACAACAAAUAGUUCGGUUAACGCUAUAUCUGAUUUAGACCCUUUGGCUAACCCUAAAUAUCGUUGCUUGAUAAGUUUAG